AUGGUGAGAGAACUUGAUAACACGAGCGAAGACAUGGUGAUAGACGGAGUAGAAGCAGGUCCAAACCAAAACAAUGAGAUACUUGAUGGAUUCAACUCUAAUUACCUGAAGAUCUACUAUGGUAAAUUUUUUCCUUAUGCCGAUAUGCAUAAAUGGAUGUCAUAUGGAAACGAUGGAAAGCAUCCGGGAUGUGAUCAGUCUUAUUUUGGGAGAAGAGAGUUCUCCUUUACUUUGGAGAAUGAUAUAUAUCUACGUUUUCAGUCUUUCAAUGAUGCUAAUGAACUCGAAAAGUCCAUCAAGGAGAAGUGCCCCGUCAAAAUUGAUAUUGGACCGGUUUACACUGUAGAUCCAGCAAAAAGGCAUGCUUAUGCACAGUCUGGUACUAACGUUUUCACCCCAGUAGAGAGAGAACUUAUAUUUGAUAUAGAUAUAUCUGAUUACGAUGAUGUAAGAUUUUGCUGCUCCGGAGCUGAUGUUUGCCCGAAAUGCUGGCCAUUGAUGACGGUAGCAAUUAAAGUUAUUGAUACUGCCCUUAGAGAUGACUUUGGGUUCAACCACAUUUUAUGGGUUUAUAGUGGUCGUCGUGGAGUCCAUUGUUGGGUUUGUGAUGGAAAAGCAAGACGGUUAAACAAUGAACAAAGGUCCGCCAUUACCGAGUAUUUGCAUGUUCACAAGGGAAAUGAAAAUAGCCAGAAAAAAGUUACUCUAUCCAGUCACUCACUUCAUCCUUUCCUUGGGAGAUCAUAUGCUGAUGUUUUGAAAGAUUUCUUCGAGCAAGAGUUCAUUUUCAGCCAAGAUUUGUUUUCAACUGAGGGAAGAUAUGAAAGGAUACUGGAAAUGAUUCCAGAUGAAACUAUUACUUCUGAGCUAAGGGGAAAGUGGCAGGACAAUAAACGGUCCCGCGAUGAUGUGAAUGUCGUCCGGUGGGGCCAUAUUAAGCAUCUGCUGCAAUCAGGAAAACAGAAGAUACAAAGUAUACGCAGGUGUGUUGAGGAGAUAGUGUUCUCCUUCACUUAUCCAAGACUUGAUCUGGAGGUUUCAAAACACAUGAACCACUUGCUGAAGGCACCCUUCUGCAUACACCCGAAAACAGGCCGUGUUUGUGUGCCUAUUGAUCCCAAUAAGUGUGAAGAAUUUGAUCCGUCUGCUGUACCAACUCUUGCAAGGCUCCUGGAAGAGCUCAACACGGGAGCAUUAGGAACUGGUAGCGAGGAAGAACUGGAAAAUUCAUCACUUGGCAAAUCAGUCAGAUAUUUUAGGUCGUCUUUCUUGCAGCCUCUGCUAAAGUCAUGCAAGGCGUUUUCUGCAGUUUUAGGUCUCGGUGCUUUGGCACGGUCUUCUUUCCGUUUGGGUGGGUACUCUCGGUGGUGGUGGCGGGGUCUCGCGGACUUUGCUUUUCUGUUACGGAAGAGGGCUCUAGUCUGUGUUUUUGUUUUUGUCAUUGUGUUGUUCGUGUGUUUUGUUGGUCCUCUACUAUGCUGCUUGGCGCUUAAGACGUCGGUGACAGGCCUCGAUUGGGUUUUGACUCCUAACUGGUUGCCAAUUAGGGUGAAGGUCGAUUGA
Molecule: messenger RNA, 1563 nt
Organism: Striga hermonthica
Lineage: Eukaryota; Viridiplantae; Streptophyta; Magnoliopsida; Lamiales; Orobanchaceae
Source: the annotation of a GenBank genome assembly